This is a messenger RNA of Cucurbita maxima (winter squash), 1206 nucleotides long. Its product is annotated as ankyrin repeat-containing protein NPR4-like. NCBI's taxonomy places the organism in Eukaryota, Viridiplantae, Streptophyta, Magnoliopsida, Cucurbitales, Cucurbitaceae. The annotation marks the transcript as partial. The record is from RefSeq and is a predicted model, not a curated record. The transcript has 4 exons.
AUUGAGCUUCUUUUUGGCGUCAUCUCCGCCAAUUAUUAUGAUAUAGUUUUGCUUAUUUUAAUGUGGAACGAAUCGAUAUCUAUACUGCGAGACAAAAAUGAAGACACGCCCUUACAUAUUAUGGCUCGAAAGUCAACUUCAAAAGUCAAGAUAAAUCAAUGGAAGACAUUAUAUAUCAAAGCACUAGAUUCAAGAGUAUAUGCAAAAAAACAACUUAGGCAGAAUCAAGCCCAUCAAAUGGUUGAACAGAUGUGGCGUGCAGAAGAUACGAUGUUGACGUUCAUCCUGUCUCCCACGAGCAUCCUGCACGAUGCUGCAAAAGUUGGAAAUGCUGAAUUUCUGAGACUGUUAAUCGAUUCAAACCCUGAUUUUGGUUGGACUGUUGACCGAAAUCAAAACAACAUAUUUCACAUAGCAGAUGAGAAUAGACAAGAGAGUGUCUUUUGUUUAAUGUAUGAAAUGGGCGAGUUGCUCGAUCUAUUGCCCUUCUAUUUUGGUGAGGAAAAUAACAGCUUGCUUGAACUAGCAGCAAAUCUGCCCACCAUCAGACUCAUAGAAGUGGAGAAAAUCUUAGAGCUUACAAAGAGGAGGAAGAACAACCUACGUGAAUUGUUCACCGAAAACCACCAAGACUUAGUGAAAGAAGGAGAAAAAUGGAUGAAGAAAACAGCAAAUUCGUGUAUGUUGGUUGCAACUCUGAUUGCUGCAAUAGUUUUUGCUGCAAUCUUCACCGUACCAGGCGGCAGCAACAACAACCACGACGUCCACACAGGCUCUCCUCUCUUUCUUCACCACAAAUGGUUCACAGUGUUUGUGAUAUCAGAUGCAACAGCUUUGAUAUCAUCUUCAACAUCAAUACUAUUGUUCUUGUCGAUCAUCACCUCACGUUGUGCCGAAGAAGAAUUCCUAAUCAGGUUGCCAUUAAAGUUGGUGUUCGGUCUUGGAACACUGUUACUCUCAGUAAUAAGCAUGGUACUAGCUUUCACUGCCACGUUUUUUCUGUUCUAUGGCAAAGAUGCAGCUUGGGUUCCAUUGCUUGUUGCUUUAAUAGCUAUUGUUCCAGUUUACUUGUUUAGUUUGCUACAGCUUAGCCUUUGGAGUGAUGCAUUCGCAGCGUUAACCGCCUCUUUGUGCUUCUUAUCCAGGAAUUACAAGUCCAGAUCAUCUUAUCGAAUGUAUUUGUCCUCUGCAGACAAAAAUGUAUGA